Molecule: messenger RNA, 2178 nt
Organism: Diorhabda sublineata
Lineage: Eukaryota; Metazoa; Arthropoda; Insecta; Coleoptera; Chrysomelidae
Product: leucine-rich repeat-containing protein 15-like
Exons: 1
Coding region: 24-989 (321 amino acids)
Cellular component (GO): extracellular matrix
Molecular function (GO): protein binding
Source: RefSeq, a predicted model, not a curated record
UUACAAAACGUAUCCAAACAAUCAUGAUCUACUUUAAAAUAAUUAAAUUAUCGUUAAUUUUGUGUGUCAUAAAUGAAGUUAAUAGUUUUUGUGAAAAUAAAGAUGCCUUAAACGAUAUAACAGCUAGAUUAUACAAAUCGAAAAAAUCGGAAGGAUUCAGAUAUAUAGGAAGUUUCUACGAAAUGGACAAAUUCGAAAUAAUACACGUGGAAAAAUCGAACGUAACCGAUUUAUGCGAAGGUAUGAUCAAAAAUUUCCCAAAACUCGAGAUAUUAAGUUUAAUAAACGCUAAUAUAUCGAAAAUUCAAGCGAACGUUUUCCAAAAAGUUUCAAAUUUGACCGAAUUAUCACUGGCGGUUAAUAAGAUAUCAGAAAUCGUCGAUGGGAGUUUCAACAAUCUGGAAGCUUUACAAUAUUUAUAUCUCUCUGGAAACAGGAUAAACUCGAUAGGAUCCAGAGCGUUUAACGGUUUACCGAAUCUGAAGAAAUUAUAUUUAGAUAGAAAUAAACUGAAACAACUAGAUCAAAAUUUGUUAAUCGAGAAUGUUCUAUUGAAAUUAGUUGAUUUGAGAUAUAACGAAUUCGAAUUAAUAGCGACAACUACGUUUUCUCGAUUACAACUUUCGCAUUCGGAACCGAUUACGAUUUAUUUGGGACAUAAUGAAAUAAUAGACGUCGAUCCUACUACAUUCGCUUUCAAAAAUCCGAUAAAUUUGCAUCUGGAAUCGAAUAAAUUGAACACAAUCAGCGAUCUAUUUCACGGUAUCAACGAAUACAGCGUUUUGUAUUUAAAUUCGAAUAAAUUUAUAUGUUUGCCUGACGAUGUUAUCGAGAACGUUAAGAUGUCUACGAAAAUCGUUUAUCUGCUGGAUAAUCCAAUUUCUUGCCAAUGUUUGCGAAUCCUCGACGGUUCUUAUAUCCAAGAAGACGGUGGAAGUGUUAAAUUAAUUUAUGAUCAUAACUGUACAUACGAACGUAUCGUUAUUUGAAGUUGAUUUGUAGUUGUUAAACUAUAUUUUUGAAUUUCAAUGUAUUGUAGUUAAUUUUAUGAAUUACAGUUUAUGUUUUCUUACGUAAACUAUUUACCAACACUAUGGAACGUAAACUUAAACAUAAUCACUUGCUUCACCUGUUUUUUACAAAAUUUUCCCGCGUAAAUUAAUUCCUGAUAGAGUUCAAUCCUUUCUAUACAAAAGGGUUGGAAGGAUUAUUUAACAGAGUGUGUUUUAAAUUGGUUUAUAAAUCGAAAAAUACAUUAAAACAAUUGUUGAAAAAACCAAAUUUGGUGACUGUUAUGGAAAGUAUAUUGGAUAGACUAAGAGAUCCGUUAUUGUCCGGGAUAAAGAGCACAAAGAAAGGAUUCCAAUAGAAGUUAUAAGGUGGUGAAUCGUUAAGGAAGCGAAUAUAUAAUUUGGUAGGGUAUCAAGGAGGGUUUUAGAAAGGAAAAGUCAAUUUUCAUACUAAAGAAAAUAUUACAUUUGGUAAAAAUGACACUAAAUAACAUCGAGAAUGAAGUAGCUGUCGAAGGAAGCCUCAGACGAAGAUAGUUUGUUGAAAAGAUCCUUGUUAACGGGAGAAGGAACGGAAAAAUUGAUAGAAGCAUGUAGAGAAGAUUUAAAAGAAAUAAGAAUAAAUAGUUUAAGGAAAGCUGUAGAACGACUCCAAGACUUCAGGCCUGUUGAGUUGUUUAUAUAUAGAAAUAGAGCACAUAGCUCAUAAUCAUGAUAUAAAUAUUAAUAAUGUAAAAUUUGUUUUAAAAUGUAUCGAAUCAAUUGUUGGAUGCAUUUGAAAGCAUAGAAAUUGCUAGAUGUAAAGGGGAAUGUAAUAGGGACAAAGGGUCAAUUCCUCACAGCCCACUUUAUAGUUUAGUAGCCAAAGAAUAAAUGUGAAGAUUCCCGCUGGAAUUAAUUUUAGGUUAAUUGGUGAGAAAAUUUAGUAUAAAACAGGUGAAGCAAGUGACUAUGUUUUAGUUUACUUUCAGUCUCUGAAGACGAUAACUUGGUUAUCGAAACGCGCGUCAAACAGUGUAAUUGUGAGUAUCGGUGUAGUUUAUACAGGAUGUGUCGUUUGACAGUAGUCAAUACCAACUUUCUCAUUUUAAAUGCAACCCAUUGUUUAUUAUAACUUAUAUAAUCAUGAAUAUACAUUUCUUCAAUUUCUUAUUUCUUUUGAUUUGUU